AAGUGAUUUGUGGAUUGGAUUGGUUGAAUGCUAGCGAAGCAAGCCAAGCAAAGCAAAAUGGUGGAAUCCGUGGAAUAGUUUCAAGAAAGAAGCCAUAAAUCGACAAAGCAAUCCCUAUACUGGACAACACUUUACAUUAUUCGAUAGUUACGGAUUUGGUUCAUCACUUUUUGUUUUGAUUUUAUUAUUUACGGGGCAAAAAUGUCGGAGUCAAGCGAUGCAAUUGAUAUGAAAUCGUGUCGAAUAUGUUUGUCGACCAAGAAACCACUUUGCCCGCUUUUUAGAUACAAGCUUUCGGGUAAUUAUGCCGAAAUGCUCACAGCGAUAGCUGAUGUUAAGGUUGCAUCCAACGAUGGGCUUCCAGAUAGAAUAUGCCAUAAGUGUUGUACUGCCUUGGAAAAGGCAUACCUUCUUAAAACUGUGGCUGAAAGGACGGAUAAGAAACUUCGAAAAAUAAUGGUAAAAAUGAAUCAAAAUGUUCAGACUAAGAAAAUAGCUUUCGACUCUUUUACUGAUAUAAAGAGUGAGAUUGGCCCACUAGCAGUAAAAUCUGAACCAAAAUGGGAGUUGGAAAUUGAUACAGCAGGCAAUGUGAAACCAGUAGAGACCAUGGAAGGAAAGGACAUAGUCAUAGCCAACACAGUUAUAAGAAAAGUAGAAGGUGGUGAAGAUAAUAAGGAUUUGGAAUCGAAAAAUGAUAUUUUUUCAGAUAAAGUAGAUCUGACUUGGCAAAAAAAGAAGGAAGGCAGUGAUUAUGAUACUGAAUACUUAGAUGAUGAUUUCUUCCAAGAAGAUGAUGACGAUGAUUAUGUCCCUCCAGAAAAGAAAACUAAGUUUAAAAAACCAAAAUUGUCAGAUAUCAAAGUGUUUAAAGGAAAGAAAACUGUUGUAAGGAGUGUCAAAGUUCUUACACAAGUCAAAUCUGAGGAUGGUAAAAGCAAAGAAAAAGGCGAAGGCAAAUCCAAGGCUACGACAAUAACUUGCUAUCCAAUUAUGAAGAAUGGGUCACGAGGUCCACCAAUCCUUCUAAAGAGGCCAAAAGAUGCCACAGUACUUAAGGUGCAUCCUAGUUACAAAACAAAAUCGUCAUCAGGGGAGACUAAAGUUCUUAGCAGAGAAAAAACAGUUCGCGUGGUGAGGAGUGCUAAGCCUGUAGUGAAACAGAGAGAAAAGCUUGUCUGCCCUAUAUGUGGCAUACUCACUUUCACUCUGGGUAACCACAUAUCGACCCACCAAGAGAAGAAGAAGUUCAACUGCUCGGAAUGUGCGCGCUCGUUUGCACAGAAGGGCAACUUGCUGGCACACAUGAAGCAACAUACGGGCAUCAAGGACUACAUCUGCGAUAUAUGCGGCGCAGGAUUCUACAGUCAGAAGUCUCUAGUCAGACACAAUCUGAUACACAAGGGAGAAAGACCUUUCGCAUGCAACUUGUGCCCGAAAAAGUUCAUUGCUGCGCAGUCCCUGCGACGGCACAUGCGGAUCCACACGGGUGACAAGCGGUUCGUCUGCCACAUCUGCAACAAGAGUUUCACGCAGAGCCACCACCUCCGCAACCACAUGCUCGUUCACACUGGCGACAAGCCCUUCCUCUGUCAGGUGUGCAACGUUGCGUUCAGCUACAAGGUGAACUUAAACAACCACGUGUACAAGGUUCACGGCAUCAACCUCAAGUUCAAGUCCAUCCACACGGUGACGGAGGACAUCCUCCGGCGGGAGAUGGGCAUGGUGAACGAGACUCGGAUGGCCAUCAUGCAGAUAACGCCCGGCAUAGGAGACGUGCCGCCGCCCGCCGCGCAUGAAACUGUACACCAUUCUUCUGAUUAUUAAUUAUAACUACCCAUUUACCAUCGGACAUAAUACCUAUACGUUAUAGCAUGGUGCGUAGGCUAGCUUUCAGAACAGGGAUGUUGCUGAUGUUUUAAACAUCCGCGAAUGCAAAUGUAGAUGCUGAAUUUUAACGUUCACAUCAGUGGACGCGGAUCUUAACAUGUAAUAAAGAAAAUCUACAUAACCUCGUUUUUCACAAUACAGAAACAAUGGGGUUUGGAUUUUAAAUGACAUAAUUCAGUAUUUGAAAAGGUUGGAACGCCAGAUUAGCAGUCAUACAUAUUUCUAGAAAGAGAAUCGGUUCAAAAUUAUGAUGGUAGGAAGUACUAUUUCAUACGAGUUUAUUGAAAUUAGUUACAUACUGAAGUAUGCAAGCGUUCCCUAGAUAAUAGGUAUUUUCAAAACGUCAAGCCAGCGGGAUCAAAGAACUGCCUUUAUAACUUUGGAACCGUUGAAGUACUCAUUUCGGUAUUUUGCAGGGGGUAAGUACUAUUUCGGUACUAUUUUUUGGCGUUUAAAUCAAAGCGAAAGACCUUGUCGUUAACUCUCGCCAAAUUUCGCUCACCGUCAAGCUAGCAAGUGCAAUAAAACAUGGCUAUAAAUCCAGAACCGUGAAGGUACUAAUUUUUUUACAACAGGUACUAUUUUUUUCAAUAAGAGUACUAUUUUUUGGUAUGGUCAAAUUAUUUUUUCGUGCCCAUUUUUUUUUUGAGGCCGCUAGCUUGACGCACACCAAAUGGUAUAACAUGCUGAUCCGAUCCCAAGUCUCAUACUAUUGAAUGAGAAGUCAAUGAACCUUGGCCAGUGUUUUGCAAAUGUUAAGCACCAUGAAAUUUAGGGCCUCUAUCGGACUAGUGUAAUAGUUGAUAUACCGUAAUAACACGGCCCUAAACACCGUGUUUGCAUACAUUCUUUAAUGUAUUCCUAAAAAUGUAGUGAAAAGUCUUAAGUAUCAUUUCUACUUCAUGUGGUAUAUUAGAGAAACACGCGUGCUCUCUUCAUUAUUGACUAACAGAAAUACGUUGUAAGAUCAUUGCUGAUCCCAGUGACGUGACAUUGUACGGUCGCAAGCAUCAAUAUGCAUACACUUUGGUACCAUGUCACAUGAUGUUUUUUGACAAAUUGCACUGUAAGUCUCACUAAAUGUCAAAUAUGUUAGUGUGACAGUCCUAAAGUGGGUACAUUAUGCUCAUGACUACAUUGCAUUUCAUUUUUCUUAUUAUUUCGUGGUAAUGAUGCGAUAAGCACGGUUACUUAGCAUAUAUGCAAACCAACUCUGUCUUGCUAUAGUGAAAAGGCAGUGGGGUGAUGUACUUUACAUUUGAUAUAUGUAGUACAAUCAAGCUUCGUCCCCACUAGACAGAUAUUUUCUCUUCAACUAUAUAGCAAAGUCGCGAGAUUAGACGUCAUGCGAAGCCUAGUAACGUCCCGCAUUUUGUACGGGGACUCAUGCCGAUUCAAUGUAGCUGCGUCUCUUUCGUGCGAAUAUGCACUCGUAUCUAUCCUUCUCCGACUGAAAUCCCGUCCUGGAUACUGUCAUACUUUAUUUUUUUUGUUGGAUAUUUACAGUAACUUUUGUUCUGAUCUAUUUUCACCUACUUUUGUAGGAUCGAUUGGUAGGCCCCAUGCCAGAACAUUGCUUAUGCCUCUAGGCAGGAGGGUGGUAUUUGAAUGGAGUUGGUUAUCAGUACCACUACGUACUUAUCGAUAUUGAUUUUUUUACCGGGUGAGAGCCUUCAGCGCUCCCCAUUUGUCCGGCCAAGUAGUUAAUGCCAUCUGCGGCAAAUCUACAAUAAGUCACGUCAAAAAAAAAAAGAUAUUGAUUUGAAUACGUGUAGACCAGAUAGGAAAUUAUGCACAGCACAAUUUAUUUGUUUUGUGUUGUUAUUUGUUGACUGUAUACCUUUUGCGCCAAGUUAAAUAUUUUAAGUUUUGUACACUUUGGUAUUUUUUAUUUUAAAAGUACCUACAUAGAACUAUAAAAACAUUAGGCCACA
Molecule: messenger RNA, 3824 nt
Organism: Pectinophora gossypiella (pink bollworm)
Lineage: Eukaryota; Metazoa; Arthropoda; Insecta; Lepidoptera; Gelechiidae
Product: zinc finger protein 347-like
Exons: 9
Coding region: 202-1827 (541 amino acids)
Biological process (GO): regulation of transcription by RNA polymerase II
Cellular component (GO): nucleus
Molecular function (GO): DNA-binding transcription factor activity; RNA polymerase II cis-regulatory region sequence-specific DNA binding; zinc ion binding
Source: RefSeq, a predicted model, not a curated record